AUGCCAUACUCGAUGCAGAAGCUUCUGAAGCGGAACUAUAAGGCGGUGUACGCCAGUGAGGACAUCCUAUCGCUGUACCACUCCUCUCUGCUGUAUGGCGAGGUGCCUUUCACCAGUCGCCUGCGAGCCAUGCUCACCUCGGGGCCCAUCAGCCUCCUCGUCACUGCUGCCGAGUUCAUGGCUUCCUGCGUGGGUGCAGUGUACUAUAUCAUUGGGACCAGGGAGACGGUGGCGCAGGUGGUGGCAUGGAACGCAGGGCACCUGGCCUGCGCCAGUGCGGUGACUGUAUGUGUGCUCGUGCCUGUGUGCACUGGACAUCUUCCCUCUCAUUUGCGUGCUUCGAUCCCUGUGAUUCUCGCAUACCUCAUUCACCGCAACCACGCACACACCCCAUCCCUCCGUGUCCUUCCUCCCACGUGCAGUGCGCCAGUGCGCUGGCUGUACGUGUGCUCCUACCUGGGAGUGCUCGGCAUCCUAUCUGGUGUGCUCGCUAUGACCACGUGCCCCAUUCACUCCCAACACCCAUCCCUCGUCCGCCACCCUUCCUCCCACGUGCAGUGCGCCAGUGCGCUGGCUGUACGUGUGCUCCUACCUGGGUGUGCUCGACAUCCUAUCUGGCGUUCCCGUGCUCGGUUCCCAGUGAGUCUUGUUCACAUGCGCUCGCCUCUCUCUAUCCCCUCCGAUUCUUUUCAUCCCCUACAUUUCCGCACAUCCUCUUGCAUACUCUCCAUCCUCUGUCCAUCGAUGCACUCCUCACCACCCUCUGCCGUCCUCUCCCAUUCUCUCCAUCCACUCCCACUUUCUCCAUCCCCUCCCACUUUCUCCAUCCCCUCCCAUUUUCUCCAUCAUCUUCCAUUCUCUCCAUUCUCUCCCGUUCUCUCCAUCCACUCCUCUUCCAUUCCUCUAUCGCAUGGGGAGCCUCAGCAGCAGCAAGGGAACAGGCACCCUGUUUCAAGUCGUCUACUUCUUGCAAAUCCUCAAUGCGCUUCUCUCUCUCACCGUCUCUCCCGCAAACUCAUCCCCAGGCCCUUCACCCGCCUGCACCAGCUGGGACUGGACAUCACAUCCAUCACUCAAGAGGUCAUCAACCUUAUCGUCUACCUCACCUCGCUAAAACCCUGCAGUGAAGGCAUAAGCUCCCCUCCCUCUCACUUCUCUCCUAUCUCCCUCUGUCUGCUCUCUUGUCCCUCCGCCCUCUCACGCACGGCAGUAUUCGCAGCAGCGGGCAUCUUCCUGUGGUAUUCGCAGCAGCGGGCAUCUUCCUUAUUCGCAGCAGCAGGCAUCUUCCUGUGGGUGACCUACCAGAACCCUGAGGUGCAGGAGACGGGCAGCUGUGAGCCGGUUAACUGCCUCGACUAUGCCAUGUCACUCUACUUUGUUGUUGUCACGAUAUCCACCGUGGGCUAUGGAGACAUCCUGGCGACCAACACAGCGGGGCGGAUGGUGGUGAUGUGCAUCAUCGUGGCAGCGCUCGUUAUUCUGCCUGUGCAACUCAGCAACAUCUCCAACCUCCUUGCGCACAGGCCGUACGGUGGAAGGUUCUCAGCAGCUUCCGCCACAGGCAUGCGGUUUGUGGUGCUGACGGGGCAGCUUUCCCCACUCUCCAUCCAGCAGUUCCUGGCUGAGCUCUACCACCCACUACAUGACAAAGAUUUCGCCUCCUACCCUCUCCAAACGGUCAUUCUAGCACCCUUUGAACCAUCCAUCAUUUCAGCACCGCGCUCAUCAUUUUCCCUACACUGCACCACAGCUCUCUCUCCCUCCCUCUUUAUAAACCCAAACCAUCGCAUCACCCCUCCCCGAAUCACCUCCUUCUCCCCAUCCCUUCCCAGCUUUGAGCUGCGGGCUCUGAUCACGGAAUACCACGGUGCAGUGCGGUUCAUUCAGGGCUCGCCCAUGACACUCUACGACCUGCACCGUGUGCAGAUCGCCCUCGCUUCCGCUGUCUUCAUCCUCCUCCCACCCCUCCAAUCCUCCCCCUCCUCCAGGAGCGUGAUCCCAUCAUCCUAUCAACCCCCCUGGCUAACCACCCCUGUGUCUCUCCCUGGCUUCCCUCCCUUCUCUCCCCCCUCCCUUCCCUCCCCCUCUCCCCUCCGCUUUUCUGCGCUGGACAACACUCAGACCGCGCAAGCACGUGCAAUGAGCGGCGAUGGGGAGGAGAUGGGUGAAGGGCAGGCUGCUUUUCUUUCCCCCCCGUCCCCCUCCCCACCCUUCCCUUCCCAGUCUCGUGCGCUGGACAACGCUCAGAUCGCGCAGGCCCUUGCGUUGAACCGCUACGCAGGGCAUCUAUCACGGUUCGUGCUGGAGAUGGGUAAUCCGCAGGGGGCAGCACUGCCCGUGUGGGACACUGCCUCCCACCGCAUGCACGUGCUCUGCCAUGAGAGCCUGCGCUUCAAGGUCCUGGGGUCCAGGCGGCAGCACUGCCGGUGUGGGGCACUGCCGGUGUGGGGCACUGCCACCCACCGCAUGCACGUGCUCUGCCAUGAGAGCCUGCGCUUCAAAGUGUUGGGGUCCAGGCGGGUCAACGUGGGUCCGGGUGGGUCAACGUGGGUCCAGGUGGGUCGACGUGGGUCCAGCUGCUUCAUACGAGGCCUCUCCACCCUGGUAGCCAACCUGCUGCGCUCACCUCUCCUGCUCGACUCGCCUGGCCACAAGGCAUGGCUGCCAGAGUACCACGCCGGCUGCCUGCACUCCAUCUACCCCGUGCUCCUCCCCCCCCGCCUUCCACCCCUUCCCCUUCCAAGAUCCCGCCCCGUUUUUACACCAGUGCUUUCGUGUGUGCCUCUCCCCUUCCCCUCCCCUUCCCCUUCCCCCUCUUCCCCCCCCAGCUGCUUCAUGCGGGGCCUGUCAACGUUAAUAGCCAACCUGCUGCGCUCGCCGCUCCUGCUCGACUCGCCUGGCCACAAGGCAUGGCUGCCAGAGUACCACGCCGGCUGCCUGCACUCCAUCUACCCCGUGCUCCUCCCCCCCGCCUUCCACGGGCUGUCCUUUGAGGAGGUUGCAGAGUUUGUGUACCGCUGCUUUCACGUCUGCCUCUUUGCUCUUGACGUGCUGGUGGAUCCGUGUGGGGCGCAUGGAGGGGUGGAGAGGGGUGGGGCGGGUAGGGGAGGUGUUGGAAGGGGUGGGAUGCACGCCUGUGGGGAGUGUGUGGAGUGUGUGGAGUGUGUGGAGUGUGGAGGUAGGGAGGAGGGAGACAGGCGCUCUGAGGCAGAGGCCACAGCAAAGCCACUGCAGGGAUCAAAUUCACGUGCAGUACCAACUGCAGCCCCAGGAGCAGGAGGAGGAGAAGACGGAGCAGCAGCGGGAGCAGGAGGAGGAGCAGAGGGGGCAGCAGCGGGAGCAGGAGGAGGAGCAGAGGGGGCAGCAGCAACACGAGCAGCAGGAGCAGGAGCACCCGCGGAAGCAGCCCCAAGCUUUUACGUGGGCAAAAAGGCAAGCCGACCGCCCAGGCCUCUCAAAAACCCCUUCCCCCAGUUGAGCCGCCUGCUCUCCCACCCCCAAGAGGAGCUGUACUUUCUCCUCAACCCCUCCGCUGCUGCCUCUGCUGCCCGCACGCCAGCAGCAGCAGCAAAACCAGCAAAAGCAGCAGGAGCAAGUGCAGGAGCAGCAGGGGCAGCAGCAGGCAGCAGCUCUGGCCAAGGGAAAGCGUGGAACGCGGGCAGUGGCGUGGCGAGGAGAAUAGAGCAGCAGUUACACCAGGGCCUUACGCUGAGGAGGAAGGGAGCGAGCGGAGGGAGAGGAGGGGGAGGAGCAGGGAGAGUGGGGCUGGAGUGUGGGUGCCAGCGGGGGGUGUUCCUGCUUCCAUCUCAGCACAUCAUCCGCAGCUCUGUUGACGUGGGGUUGGUGAUUGCGCCCAGCCUUGACGCUGCUGAAAGGGUUUCUGCUUUCACAGGCGGAUUGCACAGUGGGAGGAGCGAUGGUGGGGGGAGUGGGAGUGGGGGGAGUGGCAGAAUCUGGCAGUCUUGGUGGGGGGUCAGGGGGAGGAAAGGGGAGGGGGGGAAGGGGAGGGGAGGUGGAGAAACAGGGCGGUGGUUCCAGGCAUCCGCACUGGCGGCAGCACGCACCUCCAACCCCAUCUCCCGCCACCUCUCUUCCUUCCUCUUCGGGACCCGCCGUGCCGCGUCUCUGCUGCUGCCGUCCCCUGCUGCGGCUGCUGACGCGCGGUCGCUGUUUCAGAUGGUGCAGGAGGAGUGGAUGAGGAGAGGGGCGAUGGAAGGGGCAGGUGGAUGGGCUGAUCUGGCACCAACUGCUGCUGCGGUGGCUGCUGGUGCUGCUGGUGCGGGUGGCAUGAGCUUGGGAAGAGAUGUGAGUGUGACUCUGAUGCCUGAUGAUACUCAUUUCACCGACAGUCAUCUCACCACGCCCCUGCUCUCCCGAUACUGCCACCACCACCAGGUAGCAUCACCAACAUCCCCAUCAGCAGCAGGGUUAGGCACAGCGGCAGCAGCAGCACCACCACCACCAGCCGCAGCAGCAGCAGCAGCAGCAUCAAGAGGGCGCCAAGAUUCGUCACUUCAAACGAAUCCUUUUACGAGAGCAAGAGAGCCUGGCAGCAGCAGCAGCAAGAGAAAGGUAGUACGGUUCCAGGGUAUUGGGGAGGUGGAUGGGGGGGUUACAGAGCAGGGGAGAGGGGUGCACGUGGAAAGUCAGGGGUUGCUGGAUGGGGGAGGCACGACAGUAGCGAGGAGGGAAGAAUGGGAAAUGGCAUUGGAGAGAGGCAAGGCAAGAAGUGCAUUGGAAGGGGAUGUGCCACAAGGCAUUGGUGACAGCGUGUGGGACGUUGGUACGGCUGUGGAGGGUGGUGCUACUGCUGCUGAUGGUGGGAAGGUUGCUGUGUUUUCCCAGGAUAAGCCAUUCUUGCACCUGCUAUCCAAGGCUGGUGCAGAGGAGAAACGAGUGGGGAAGGGCGAAGGAAAGCGAGAGGGGACGAAGGAAGGCGAUGAAAAACAAGAAGCGGAGAAGCAAGGGGACGAGGCAGAGGGGGGGGCGAAGGAGAAGGGGGAGGAAGAGGGAGAGGAGGAGGGGGGAGGAGAGGAGGAAGAGGAAGAAGAGGAGGAAGAGGAGGAGGAGAUUGAGAGGCUGGCAGUGGAGGUGGUAGAUAGGCAUGAAGAGGCAAUACUCACACAUCUAGACUCCCACACCCUCCCUGUUGCUGACUUCGCCUUGCCUCACAUCCUCGUGUGCCUCGCUGGCAGCAGCAGAAGCCAUGGUGUUGGUGGUAGUGCUAGUGAUGGAGAGGAGGAAGGAGGUGGGGAGGGGGGGGAGGGAGGCGGCGUGGUGGCAUGGCCGGCGAAUCUGUUCUGUCUUGUGAAGCACCUCAGGAGCAGGGCACUGCCGCAACGACCCGUGCUCAUCAUGCACCCCCAUGUGCGUACACUUGUCCUCAUCACUGGCGCCCUCUUGGCCUCAUCCGAGCCGGCGUCCUCUCUCCCCCUCACUUUUGUCCCACCCUUUUUCCACCCUCCCUCCGCUCCUCCAUUACCUCACAGCACCCGAGUCGCUGAGAGUGGGCGCAGCCCAUGGCCCCUUCCCUCCCCCAUGCAUCAUCUUGAUCUGAUGCCAGCCCAUGGCCCCUUCCCUCCCCCCAUUGCCUUGCAACACCUCACACACUGCGAAUGGGCUCAGCACCCCACCCACCGCGAGUGGGCCCAAGUAGGCAUAUUCCCCGACGUUUUCUUCCUCUGCGGCUCCCCCACACACGAUCUCGACCUCAUCCGCGCCGGCGUCCUCUCCGCCGAAAAAGUCCUUGUCAUCUCCCCCGACCAAUCGCCAGGCGCCACGUCACCAUCCCUCUCCUCCUCCUCCUCAGGCCCGUCAGCAGACCUAGCAAGCGUGGUGGUCGCAGCACACGUGGAACAGUUACAAGGAGGAUGGGAAACAGACGGAGAGAGCGCAGAAGCAGCGGAGGAAGGGGGGGGGGAGAGAAGGAAGGGUGGUUUGCUGGUGGAGCUUCAGAGCGAGCAGUCAUAUCAGUACUUCCAGCCGCUGUACCUGCUGCCAGGGCGGCGGGCGGAGAGGCGAUCGUAUCUGCGGAACAGGAUGGGGGUGUACGCGUUUGCUCCUGUCUUCCAGAGCGGGCGGGCCUUCUGCAGCACCGCGCUCUCUGCUGUCUCGUGA
Messenger RNA from Closterium sp. NIES-65, 6117 nucleotides. The record is from the annotation of a GenBank genome assembly. NCBI's taxonomy places the organism in Eukaryota, Viridiplantae, Streptophyta, Zygnematophyceae, Desmidiales, Closteriaceae.